UGUGCAGCAACUUCCCCGGUCAUUACCGAUGUGAAGCCUCUCCCCUCAGCCGGGGCCAGUGGCUGCUGAACAAGUGCGCUGUGAACCCGCCCAUGUCAUGUUUAUGGAUCAGCCGCGUCUCCCCGGGCCUGGCUGACAGUCAGCGGCAGCAUCAGAUUAGUAGGGCUAUGGCGUCUCAGCGCCGACACGCCAUGCAUGUCACCGGGACGGCGCUGCGCUCUCCUCGCUGUUAACGGGGAUCAGACGUGACGAUGGAGGACGAGGAUAACCGCGCGGCGUUCAGCAACAUCCAGGCGGGCAUGAAGCGGGGAGGGGACGGAGGGGACGGAGCGGAGAGCGGGGCUUGCAUAGACAGGCAGCCGGACGCGGUGGUCCACCAGGCGGGGCUGAGCCAGACUGCGGGUCGUCACUCCGCCACCGGGAUCCGGGUGCUGAAGCGCAACAUGAAGCGGAACGGGAGUCGAAGUUGUGUGACAAGAAAGACCAGAUUUGGAUCGCGAGAGCGGGACUGGCUGAAGGGGGACACCCAGCGGGGCUGUGUGUGCCUUUACGGGGGUGCAGUGGACCCCCAGCCGCCUGCCUCUGGCCCACAGGCCACCUCCAACCCUCAGGCAGACCUACAGUUGGUGCUCUGCUCCACCAGUACCACAGUGGAGGACCUAUGUGCUCAGAGGGAUGGACAGGGACUCUACAUACAGCUGCACGGAGACCUUGUCAGGAGACUGGACCCCUCUGAAUGUCCACUCCAGAUGGUGUACGACUACCUGACGUCCAUGGGCUACACUGACCCGGUGCGAGUGCAGCACGAAGCCGCCAACUCAGACCUCAGCUGUUUGAUCCGCUUCUACAGUGAGCGUCCCGUGAAUGCAGACCAGCAGGAGCGGACCCUGUUGAAGGGCGUGUUCAACGUCAGGAAGGGCAAGACGCAGCUGCACAAGUGGGCGGAGCGCCAGGUCAUUCUCUGUGGCACCUGCUUAAUAGUGGCGUCCGUGAAAGACAGCCUGACUGGGAAGAUGCACAUCCUGCCCCUGGUGGGGGGAAAGGUUGAAGAGGUGAAGCGGAGGCAGCACUGUCUGAUGUUCAGCUCGGCCGGCUCACAGGCCCAGACUUACUUUGUCAACUUCGACACGCUCGCAGACUAUCAGCGGUGGCACCGGCAAGCGUCAAAAGUGGUGUCUCAGACCGUAAGUGUGGUGGACCUGUCCUGCUAUAGCCUGGAAACGGUGCCUGAAUAUUUGUUUUACUGUCAGGAUAUCACCCACCUCAACCUGCGUCACAACUUCAUGAACCUACAGGGGCCCGGAGGUCCACUCAACCUCCCCAGGUUUUCCCAGAUGAAAAGCCUGAACUUAUCUCACAACCGGCUGGGCACGUUUCCCGAGUGUGUGUGCGAGAUCCUCACACUGACAGAGCUCAACCUCUCCUGUAACAGUCUCCACACCGUCCCCGUGCAGAUCGGCAACCUUCUGAGCCUGCAGACGCUGUCUUUGGAUGGAAACCACCUCAGCUGCCUGCCUGAAGAGCUGGGUGGCCUGCUUCAGCUCAACAGCCUGGGACUCUCCUUCAACAACUUCUCUCACAUCCCUGCUGUGCUGGAGCGAUUGAGUGCUGUCGAUAAGCUUGCUAUGGCUGGGAACAGAGUGGAGAGCAUGGAGGUGUGCUCCUUGCUCAGAAUGAGCCACCUACGGAGCAUCGACCUCAGGUUGAAUGGGCUUCGGUGGGUUAAAAGCGAGAGUCCAGAGCCAGUGAGCCAUGUGACCCAGCUGGACUUGCGGGAUAACUGCUUGGCUUCGCUAGACCUGAGCUCCAUCUGCAACCUGGAGACUCUGCACUGCCAAAGAAACCAGCUGGGAACGCUCACACUCAGCGGUUUCACAUUGCGCAUGCUUCACGCCAGCAGCAACCGCCUCACAACAGUCAACGUCUAUCCGGUCCCUAACCAGCUGGCACACAUGGACGUCUCACAGAACCUCUUGGAGUACCUUCCAGAUUGGGUGUGUGACUGCAGAAAAAUUGAGAUGCUGGAUGUAACACACAACCUCCUCUCUGAGCUUCCCUCCAGACUGCUCAACAGCAUGAGUUUGAGGAAGCUGCUGGUGGGGAACAAUCGUUUGCAGAAACUGCCUGACCUUCUGGACCACGUCCCUCUGGAAGGUCUAGACCUCCAGCACAACAAGCUCGCAGAGCUUCCUGAGAGUCUCUUUUACAAGGCCUUAAACCUAAAACACUUGAAUGUGUCAGCAAACGCCCUGGAAAGUAUUCCUCCGAGCAGCCAAUCAGAGGAGAGCCUCAGCACGGUGCAGGAGCUCUACCUGUCGGGGAACAACCUGAACGAGAACAGUUGCGCUCUGUUGGUCGGACACCAGAACCUGCGUGUCCUUCACAUCGCCUACAACCAACUGCUCACGUUUCCUGCCAGUAAGCUAAGUAAACUGGAACUGCUAGAGGAGCUAAAUUUGAGUGGCAACAAGCUGAAGACGAUCCCCUCCACUGUGUCCAGCUGCAAGAGACUGCACACCCUCAUUGCACACUCAAAUCACAUAGCUGUCUUCCCAGAGAUCCUCAACCUGCCUGAGAUCAAGCUUGUAGAUCUAAGUUGCAAUGAGCUGACGGAGAUCGAGCUGCCUGAGUCGCUGCCUCCCACGCUGCAAGAGCUGGACCUGACGGGCAACAGCAGCCUCGUGUUGGAACACAAAACCCUCAACCUCUUCAGUCACAUAACCACACUGAAAUUAGACCAGAAAUCUACUACAACAUCCGGAGACUCCUCAAGUUCCUCGACUCCGUGGACCCACGGUUACACUGAAAUGACCGGCCAAAGGAACAAACUGUGCGUGUCUGUGCUGGCCGUAGACCACUUCAGGGACAGUGUGGAAGCUUGCUAUGGCAUCUUUGAUGGAGACCGCAAUGAGGAAGUGCCUCGGCUCUUGCAGUGCACCAUGGGAGAUGUGCUGUGUGAGGAACUGCAGCACUCCAGUAUUGACAAUGUGUAUAUGUGCAACACUUUCCUCACCUCACACAGGAAACUUGGUAUGGCUGGUCAGAAACUGGGAGCCUCUGCCUUGCUGUGUUACAUCCACCGCGAAGCUGCAGAUCCUGGAGGUUCCUUCAGCCUUACUGUGGCCAAUGUGGGUACCUGCCAGGCUGUGCUGUGCCGGGACGGGAGACCUGUGGAGCUGUCCAACAUUUACAGCUUGGAGAACUGCACUGAGGAGAUGGAAAGGGUUAAACUCAGUAAAGCCAUUAUUACAGAGGAUAACAAAGUGAGUGGAGUGACAUGCUGCUCCCGCCUGUUGGGCUGCUCUUAUCUGUCCCCCUGGGUGCUUCCCAAGCCCUGGGUCCACACUGAGCCGCUCUGUUCAAAGGAUGAGUUCUUGAUCCUGGGGAAUCGAGCCCUCUUUGAGCGGGUGUCAUACCUAGAGGCCGUGUGCACUGUGCAGGCUGUGCGGGAUCCGUGCGCCGCUGCCAAGAAACUGUGCUCACUCGCCCAGAGUUAUGGUUGCAAGGACAAUAUCGGAGCCGUCGUGGUAUCCCUACAUGUCGGGGAGGAUAAUUGCACUUGUGAACCACAAGUCUUGGCCACUGAACCCCGAGGUCCACCUCCUGCCCAUGUGCCUGUGUCUGUGACCCCAGGACCCAAUGACCCAGCCAGCCUGUCAUCCAGCAGUGGUGUCGUUACUGAGUUCAGCAGUGAGACGUCAGCGUCAGAGAUGGGCAGUGAGGCCGGAUCCACCGCCUCAGACGAACAUCCAAACUCUGCCUUGGUACCCCGCCCAGAGAGGCGCUGUAGCCUGCACCCCGCCACUCCACUGUGUGGGAUCAUGAUUCUAGGCUCAGCUGGGACAGGACCGCACCCCGGCCUGUUUCAGCGGCAGCCCUCAUGUGCUACAUUCUCCAGUAACCAAUCUGACAACGGUUUGGACAGUGACGAUGAAGCUCCGCUUGAAGGAGUUAUCUCUAACGGCAGCAAGUUAGAAGUGGAGGUAGACAUUCAUUGCUGCGCUUUCCAGCUCCGAUCAGGAGCCCCCGACAUUCCCAAAGACUCGGAACACGAAAAGCGAGGCUCUGACUAUCGCAAUGGCAAGACGCGCAGACAGAACAGCGUGGUGGUUUCUGCUACAAACGGCUGCCUGCUGGCUGUAUGCGGAAGAGAGAUUGCCGACCUUAAGAAGUCUCCUUCGGCCUCCAGCCUGUCUGGAAAGAAGCUGCCCAACGGAUCGGUGGUAGCGCCAGAGGACAGUCAUAAUCUCAUUGAGGUGGCCGUGGAGGCGCCUAAGAAAAAGUCUGGAUACUUCACCGCCCCAGCACAGCAGGAUCCAGAGGACCAGCUGAUUGUGCCUCCCAGUCUGGAGCAGGAAGUCAGGGAGCAGCUAAGAGGCCAGAGCCAUCUAGUCUCAGGCCUUUCUGCACCAUCCACACCCACUUCCUUAAAAGAUCCUGUGUGGGAUCACCCACACCCCCCUGCAUUUGCCCCCAACCUGGUCCCAGGCCCGGGCCCUGCUCCCAUCCUACAGCAGGAAGUCUAUGAUACUGCCCUUUAGACGGGGCAGUAUCACAGGACUGCCACAUGCAUUCUUCAUGUAGGAUAUUUCAAUGAAAGUUGCCAUUCAGAUCUUUUGCGAAGACAAGACAAACCUGUGGGACUUUGAUAGUCACUUAGUGAAACUGUGCCAUUAAUAGGAGGUAGAAAACAAAUAUGUAGUGCCCAAGAUCAGAGGGGCGGUCGAGAAUUCCAGUUCAUCAGAUGGUAUUAAAAAAAGGACAGCUAGUUUUUGAUGCACAUAAAGAAGGCUGACCUGAGAUGAGACACCGUGUGUGUUUGAGCAUGUCAGCAGCAUUCCCCUUUACUUGGAAAGUUCAGAAAAGCGGAGGGUGUGUGAGAUUUACGUGUCAAAUCUGCUCUCAAGGGGCUCCGUGAUCUCUCAGGUCCUGGAGAGAAGCAGAAUGACUGAAAGUUUAAAAAAAGUGCCUACUACAGAUGAUACAGCCAAGAGAUCCCCUCCAUCAAGGUUGCAUUUUAGGGACGUUAGCUUGUUCGUUAUAUUUGGAGUAGAAACAGUUUCUCCACAAAACCAAAACUGGCCAAAAUUCUGCUCCUUUCCUCUACUUUGGGCUACUUUGGACUAUUUAGAUCCUUCAAAGAGCUGAAACAUAUGAAGACAAAAUUACUGUAUUUCCUUCACUAGAAAAAAAUUUUGUUGGGGUUUAUUUUUAACAUUCCCAUACUUUAUGUAUCAUUUUCUUCUAUACCCUUCUGAACCGUGGAAUACACGCUCACAACUACUUGAGCUGCGUACUUUAAGCCUGCGUACUUCUAUUUGAUUAGAGCAGCGUCAUAUUAAAGCUAUUUCACUUUAGGAAGCUCAAUUGCUGUAGGUCUCAAAAAGUAAUAGUGCAUGUUAAAAACAAUUUCAUUAAAAACUACAUUAUUAUUUAAAUUCAGUCAGUUGUAUGGCCAUGGAAUGGAAAAAGGGGCAUGGGGAUGUUUGGCUAUCAUGUACAUUUCAAAAUAUAUCAAAAUAUACCAGUCAGGAGGAGUAUUUAUGUCUUGAAAUGUCCCAGUCUAUUUGGGGAUUACAUAUUUAACACACUUUGGAGGCUGCUACACUUUGACAUUUUUUAAUUAUCAGUCCAUGUUAGUGUGUUAGGUGUAGACAUUCAGACCAACUGUAUAUCCCUAGCAGAUACUCACAUUUGACUCCUGGCAAACAUUCUUUAUUUUCAGGAUUUUGCUUGUUUUCCCAGACGUUUGACCUCAAAGCUGCCUUACCUAUGAAACCAUGACCAGCUGGCUUGUGUUAGGAAAUGUUAGGGCAUGCUGUAAGCAUGUUUGCCCAGUAACUUUAACUGAACAUAUGCCACUACAAUGAAGAAAGUAAGUGAGAGUUUAAGAGACACAGCAGAGAUGAAGAGAGGCAUGAUUUAAUGAAGGACCUGCGACUCGGUCACUUCACUAAUUGGUGAUUUGACUUGAUGGAAAUACGAUUCGAAUGAGUUGGGAAUGAAUCAGAGCGAAUAUCUGGUGAAGAGAAUUAAAAAAAAAAUCAAUUUUAAAAUGUUUUCUCCCUCUAAGGGCAUUUACUUAGUGAUGUUUUUACAUCUCCCAAAUCUUAACUGAGCGCUGUAACGUGCAUCCUCAUCCAGGCAGGCGAUGUUCAUGGUGUGCUGUUUUGGAUCAUUUCAGUUAGCGCUAUAACACCGUCUGUGCGCAUGAGGUGUCACAAAAUUAGUAAUGUCACAAACAAAAGAGCUCAGCUUUACAUGGUAAAUACUGCAUGUAAACAUGCGCACAGCAGCAUCAGUUCAAAGUACAGUCAUAACACACCGGUUUAGUCUUUUUUGCCAUAUGCAUCGCUAUCAUUAGAUUGUUUUUAACAUAAACAGUUGAUCAUUCAAUGACUAUAUCUUCUAAAUGAUGAGAUAAAUAAAUGAUGUAGCCCCGGUAACCAGUUUCCCCCCAUCCUGACCCCUCCCCCCACCUUGUGCCAUAAGAAGGGGCAGCUCUGCUGCUGUGAUCAUAAGUAGGCCAAAGCUGAGUAAUUGCUGUUGUCAGUAAUUACUAUAUCAGAAGUAUAUUUUUUACUUGCCACCCCAAGUGGUGCAGUUCUGGGAUUACACAGCUGUUGCAUAGCUGGGCCUUCCCUUUCGCCUUAAAGUACCACACAGUAUUUUUUUAAAUAAAACAAGCCUUUCGAAUCGUCCCAUACAUGUUCUGUUGACGAGCGAGCGCUAUCGUUGUUUGCUCCACACGAAUAGAAGCGAGGAGUCAGUGAGGAAGCCUUAUACUCUUGUUUCUAUGUUUCUGUCACUUGAAAAGGUGAAACACUGUUAAAAGCACUUUGUACAUAGGAAAUAUGGAAAUUCAUAUAUUUAUACUGUCAUAUGUUUGCGUUAAUGUAUGACCAACUGAUCUACAUGGCGUGUUUGGAUUAUUGUGGCUUCCCUCAGCCCCACAUCAUCUCUCGUCUGAAAAAUACACCAACAAUGGGAAUUAGAACAAUGUAAAAGUAUGUAAUGGCAAUUUAUUUUAUUUUUGGUGCUUUUUGUUUUUUAAUGUGACAGACAUUACUCGUCUAAUUUAACUUCUGUUUGUUUAAAAUUCUGCACAGCAUCUUAAUUCAUGUAUAAAUAUUCAAUAUCAAAUCCCACAAUCAACAUAAUAUGCAUUUUUUAAGUAUUUUAUCACUAACUCUCAACAUUACUCUUACGCUAUAUGGAUGAAUUACCAGGUUGAACAUGAAACAAUGCAGUUUGAUAGUUGACAUCCAGUACUGAUACUUAGUUAAAAUGUUGUGUCAACUAAUUCUUAAGUAUCGGCCUCCUGAAAACAGUUUUUUAAAAAAUGUCUCCAUAAUACUUAUAUGAGAAUGGAAGUCUAAAGUAUUAAUUGUACAUACUGAUAUAGUCACCGUUGUUAUUCAGAAUAAUUUAAGCAGAUUUAUGUUUAUUUUUCUUUCAUACAUUUAAAACAGGAGGCCACUUUAAUAUGUCUGAUAAUAGCAACAAGAAAUAUUGAUGCUACUGAUGUAGUUCAAGGCACUUUAUUGCCCACUUUCUGGGAUGCCAAACGGAUGAGACUCGGUGACGCUGACCUCCGUGACGUGAGAACCCGUUGAGACUGAAGCUAGUGAAACGUUGACGAGCACCAUGGGUGUGCCUGCAGAUGGAGCAAAGUCAGGUUAUUAUGGAUGAAUAACAUUGGUACAUAUCGGAAAUGUUUAGCAAGUGCACAGGGGAGAGAUCGGACUUAUCAUUAAGGUCUCAUACUCAAGAUGGUGAUGUCCACAGCAGAUCUUGAGUGCCCUUGUAAAAUAUGCAAAAAGUGUUAACUGUAAAUAUAAAUGUAAAUCAAUGUCAUUUUAGCACCCAAAAGUACAAAAAUCCUCUUUCUUGUUGUUGCUGAAAAUAAAAUAUUGACUGGUGGGUGUAUGUAUAUGUAGUUGGAUUGUGUCUAUAAGUUGCAUUUCGAUUUUUUUUCUUCCUUUUUUUUGUUGUUAUUGUUGUUGUUGUAAAUAUGUCCUGUCUUCUGAUUCAUUGUCCGUGUUGUGCUUUUCAAACCAAUGGGCUCAAUUUUUGACACUAUUUCCUCCCUAUAAAUUGUAUGUGUCUCCCUGUUGAUGCUUUAUAUUCAUCUAGUGUCCUUUGCGAUGCACAUGUUUGACUUGACAUUUAUUUAAAUAACCCUUAAUCAUUACACAGGUCAGUGAACGUGGCAAGACUGUAUGUGAAAAUACAAAAAAAAAAAAUGAAAGAAAAGGGGAAUAUGGGGGUGUGUGGAUUUGCUUAAAAUAUUUUUCUCUUGUAAGACAAGGAGUCUUGAACAAUACUCGUUAAUCCAUUUUUACACCAAAGUGGAGGGAAUGCACAUCAGAGUUGAGUACAGUUAUUUUUCUGCAUUACUCAUUCAUUCAUUUUAAGUGAUUCUUUUCUCUUUUGCACAACUUAACAAGCUCCCUGUAUAACAAUACUGCAAAAUGUCUCUAUCUGUAUAGAGCGUUCUCGCACACAUACAGUAGGUGUAUGCAUGCCCGUGUGAACAAUGGAUUGACUGUAAUCCUGUGUGAAUAGUGAAUGAAACUGAUCAGACGCUCUAGUUGUUUAACAUGUGACCAAAGUAACCAUUGUUUAAUCUCACAACUCAUUUCUUUAUAUUAUUUAUAGAAAAUGCUUGAAUAUUUUUUUCCUCAAUGCCAAGAAGCUGAUGUUUAUUUUUGUACUUCAUUAAAUCAUGCAAAUUUGUAUUCCCCUCUACACUGCUGAAUUUAAAGUGACUGGAAUUCAACAGAAAACUUGUCAUUCGACUGUUGAGGGAUCUUACUGUAAUUGUAUUUAAUGUUCAACGCAUGCCUGAAAUAUAAAUCAACAUAAAAAUAGAGAACAUCCAAUAUGUGAUUUAUUUGUACAAAAUGGAGUGUAUCCAUUAUUUUUAGGUUUUUAUUCCAGCAUGCAGAAUACUGCAAUUUCUUUUCGUUUAUUAAUCCGUAGAAGAUUUAUUAUUUAGGAGCUUAACUUACAAUGAGCACUUUUUCAGAAAGAAUCACACUCCUUGAACCUUCCCCGAAGUGGAAGAUGGGCGUUAUUUUUUAUUUUAAAUGCUGCUAUCCUUAGUUUUCAGCAAAUGUGUUGUUUUUUUUAUUAACUUUAAGCCAAGUAGCAAUAAAACUUUCUACUGUGA
Molecule: messenger RNA, 9175 nt
Organism: Cololabis saira (Pacific saury)
Lineage: Eukaryota; Metazoa; Chordata; Actinopteri; Beloniformes; Belonidae
Gene: phlpp2
Product: PH domain and leucine rich repeat protein phosphatase 2
Exons: 19
Coding region: 252-4541 (1429 amino acids)
Molecular function (GO): protein binding
Source: RefSeq, a predicted model, not a curated record